AUAUAUUUAAAAGUUGUUAGUUUCAUCGCAAUGAAUGUAAACAUGUGAUCAUUCGUUCAAAAACAAUAACACACGUGAUCCUAGAUUUUGCAGUCAUCGGGAGAACAAAUCCUUCAUGCAAACUGCACCUACUAUCAAGAAGAAGAAGAUCCUAGAUUUGGGCAUGGUAGAUGAUACAGAAAGCAGUACAAUGUCUGUCACAAAUCCUUUUACUGCGGCAGCAUUAAGACCACAAGUCAGUAGAAUAAAUAUGCCUGGAAGAUCGACCCCAGCCAGCAUACUAGCAGAUUCGUUCUUGGCUCCUGAAAACUAUCUUUACUUACCAGAUGUACCAAGAAUAACUCCGGACAAUAAUGAUGAAGGUCUCCAGACACUAGCAAUUUUAGCUAAAGAGAACCUUCAUCGUGAAUAUUUUAAAAUAAACUCGGCUCUCCAGAAAAAAUGUGAAUAUAUGAAGCGAAGUUUAAAUAUUGAGGACCAAAAUUAUCUGAAGCCUUCAAACAAGAAAGGAAAAGGAGAAAAUUACUGCAGGAUUAUUGAAAUCAAUCAAACACAACGUUCAAACUUAUCAGAAGCCCUUCUGCCUGCUUCUCUUUCACCUCCACACAUUCAAAGUUCUGACUUCUCAACUAGUGUACCAACAUAUACUCAAACAUAUUUACCAGCUGCAGAACAAACACCAAAAUCAUUGAAUUCUGGUACGUCCCUAUUUGAACUAUGUAAUGUAAUAUAAUCUUAGUACCUAGUAUCUACUAUAUAUAUA
Messenger RNA from Procambarus clarkii (red swamp crayfish), 763 nucleotides. RefSeq lists its product as uncharacterized. The record is from RefSeq and is a predicted model, not a curated record. Lineage: Eukaryota; Metazoa; Arthropoda; Malacostraca; Decapoda; Cambaridae.